CGCAUGACGUGAGUCCCCUCGCGCUUGCUCAGUACCAGUAAGGUUCCGGGCGGUAGUCGGGGUCUCCGGUGUAUCAGAAUGGCGACGUCGCUGGGAUCAAAUACUUAUAACCGACAGAACUGGGAAGACGCGGACUUUCCAAUUCUUUGUCAGACAUGUCUAGGAGAGAAUCCCUAUAUCAGGAUGACCAAAGAAAAAUAUGGCAAAGAAUGCAAGAUAUGUGCUCGUCCCUUCACGGUAUUCCGAUGGUGCCCAGGGGUGCGAAUGCGGUUCAAGAAAACAGAAGUAUGUCAGACUUGUAGCAAGUUGAAAAAUGUGUGCCAGACCUGCCUUCUAGACCUGGAGUUUGGGCUUCCGAUUCAAGUGCGUGAUACAGGGAUUUCCUUUAAAGAUGAUAUGCCUAGAUCUGAUGUAAAUAAAGAAUUCUACACACAGAACAUGGAGCGAGAAAUCAUGAAUUCUGAUGGAACAAGGCCAGUCGGAGGUCUGGGAAAAGCCCCAUCCAGCAGCGAUAUGCUUUUAAAAUUGGCUCGUACCACUCCAUACUACAAACGGAACCGUCCCCACAUCUGCUCUUUCUGGGUGAAAGGAGAGUGUAAAAGAGGAGAAGAAUGCCCAUACAGACACGAGAAACCCACAGAUCCUGAUGACCCUCUUGCUGAUCAGAAUAUCAAGGACCGUUACUAUGGCAUCAAUGACCCAGUAGCAGACAAACUCUUGAAAAGGGCCUCAACAAUGCCACGUUUGGACCCCCCAGAAGACAAGACCAUUAGUACCCUGUAUGUGGGAGGGCUGGGCGACAACAUCAGCGAAUCGGAGCUUAGGAAUCACUUUUACCAGUUUGGUGAAAUAAGGACUAUUACGGUAGUCCAGCGUCAGCAGUGCGCCUUUAUUCAGUUUGCCACCAGACCAUCAGCAGAGAUGGCGGCAGAGAAAUCGUUUAAUAAACUGAUCGUUAAUGGUCGUCGGCUGAAUGUCAAGUGGGGAAGAUCUCAGGCAGCUAGGGGCAAAGAAAGAGAGCGCGAAGGCAUUAAUGAUUCUGGGUUGACGCUAGAACCGGUUCCUGGAUUACCUGGAGCUUUGCCACCUCCACCUACAGAAGAAGAGUCCUCGGCUAACUAUUUUAACCUUCCUCCAAAUGGAUCAUCUGCUUUGGUUAACAUUGCGCUGCCACCACCUGGGUUAACUGCUCCACCUCCAGGAUUUGGCCCACACAUGUUUCCUCCUAUGGCCCCUCCACCGUUCCUCCGUGCUCCUGGUCACAUUCAUUACCCUUCACAAGAUCCCCAGCGCAUGGGGGCACAUACAGGCAAGCCUAGCAGUGCCUAGGUCUAUGACGAUAUUCACAACAAUAUAAUUGAAUGGUCACCAAAUCAGUGGUCAAGAAGCGUGAACGUGAAAAGAGACUUCUUCUUUUUCUUAUCCUGCAGAUGAUGGAAGCCAAAAAUAUAGCGGUCUACUACAGAUCCCUCUAGUAACAGAAGUGGAAUAAGGACACUUGUAUGGGAAUUAUUGGCUUUUAAUAUGUAUGUUUCGUAGUAAAAAGAGGAGGAAAAAAGUGUUUUGGAAAUCGUUUACUUGUAUGGUUGUCUUUAUUUUUUCCUUUGUCACCUUUUUUAAUAAAUUAUCAAGAUUCCAAUU
This is a messenger RNA of Bufo bufo (common toad), 1641 nucleotides long. RefSeq names its product RNA binding motif protein 22 (gene RBM22). NCBI's taxonomy places the organism in Eukaryota, Metazoa, Chordata, Amphibia, Anura, Bufonidae. Gene Ontology annotation, cellular component: U2-type catalytic step 2 spliceosome; U2-type catalytic step 1 spliceosome; Prp19 complex. The record is from RefSeq and is a predicted model, not a curated record. Gene Ontology annotation, molecular function: metal ion binding; pre-mRNA binding; U6 snRNA binding. Bases 79 to 1329 code for a protein of 416 amino acids. The transcript has 11 exons.